Messenger RNA from Meira miltonrushii, 1128 nucleotides. Its product is annotated as pumilo. The coding region runs from base 1 to 1128 and encodes 375 amino acids. The transcript has 2 exons. Gene Ontology annotation, cellular component: cytoplasm. Gene Ontology annotation, biological process: nuclear-transcribed mRNA catabolic process, deadenylation-dependent decay. The record is from RefSeq and is a predicted model, not a curated record. Gene Ontology annotation, molecular function: mRNA 3'-UTR binding. Lineage: Eukaryota; Fungi; Basidiomycota; Exobasidiomycetes; Exobasidiales; Brachybasidiaceae.
AUGCCCGAGAAUAAUGUACAACGAUCGCCAUUGCUUGAAGAAUUUAGGACGCGACAAAAUCGAGGACGCAAAUUCGAACUGCAUGACGUGCUUGGAUCAGUUGUGGAGUUUAGCAGCGAUCAACACGGUAGCAGAUUUAUACAAGAAAAGUUGACAUCUGCUUCUGAUGAAGAUUUGCAAUUGAUCUUUGACGAGAUCUAUCCGAAAGCGAAUGCUUUGAUGACAGAUGUUUUCGGAAAUUAUGUCAUUCAAAAGUUGAUCGAAAAUGGAACGGACGAAAUGCGUAGCAAAUUGGUCGAAAGUAUGAGAAAUCAAAUUCAUUCUUUGUCGCUCAGCACUUAUGGAUGUCGAGUCGUUCAACGUGCUUUGGAUUACGUUGAACCUGAAGAGAGAUUGAACAUUGCGGAUGAAUUGCGAGACCAGAUCAUCCCGUGCGUGCGUGAUCAAAAUGCAAAUCAUGUCAUUCAAAAGAUCUUGGAGCGGGUUUCGCCUACAAGUCAAAUUGACUAUAUCCCUCAGGCAUUCCGUGGAAAUGUCUACAGUCUUGCUGCCCAUUGCUAUAGCUGCAGGGUCUUACAACGAAUCUUUGAAUUCUGCGAUAAAGCCCAAAGUAGACCAUUGCUGGAAGAAUUGCUAGAGGAUGCAGACCGCUUGAUGCGAGACCAAUACGGUAACUAUGUCAUACAAUGGAUCCUCAGCAAGGCUGGCAGAAACGAAAAGGAUCGAAUCAUUCGAUUGGCAAAAGGCAACAUUUUACGUUUGUCAAAACACAAAUUUGCUAGCAAUGUGGUUGAAUCUAUCAUUGCGGCAGCAAGUGAAGAAGAUCGCUAUCAUUUCAUCGAAGAGAUCAUGCUUGAAAAGCCGAUUGCUGCCGUUGUAAUGAUGCGUGAUCAAUAUGGUAAUUACGUCUUGCAAAGAUUCCUUGAACUUGCUGAAGGUCAACAAAAGCAAAAGCUCGUCAUGUUGAUCAAACCUGUUCUGAAUAAUUUGAAAAGGUCUUCAAGUGGAUACACCAAGCAUCUUGUCGCAAUUGAGCGUUUGCUGGAUACUACAACGACUCGCAAUAAUGCUGCCACGAUGACAAAUAAUCCUUCUCAUUCAAAUGCUGGCAUGUCAUCCUAUCAAUGA